This is a messenger RNA of Fulmarus glacialis (Northern fulmar), 925 nucleotides long. Its product is annotated as mannosyl-oligosaccharide 1,2-alpha-mannosidase IB-like. Gene Ontology annotation, biological process: N-glycan processing; carbohydrate metabolic process. NCBI's taxonomy places the organism in Eukaryota, Metazoa, Chordata, Aves, Procellariiformes, Procellariidae. The annotation marks the transcript as partial. Gene Ontology annotation, molecular function: calcium ion binding; mannosyl-oligosaccharide 1,2-alpha-mannosidase activity. The transcript is spliced from 3 exons. Gene Ontology annotation, cellular component: extracellular exosome; Golgi membrane; endoplasmic reticulum. The record is from RefSeq and is a predicted model, not a curated record.
CAUUAAAGCUGGGUCCAGAAGCAUUCAAAUUUGAUGGUGGCGUCGAGGCGGUGGCAGUGCGGCAGAAUGAGAAGUAUUACAUCCUAAGACCAGAGGUGAUUGAGACCUACUGGUAUAUGUGGAGAUUCACCCAUGAUCCCAAGUACAGGCAGUGGGGCUGGGAGGCAACGCAGGCAAUUGACAAGUAUUGUCGAGUCAGUGGUGGCUUUUCUGGUGUCAAGGAUGUCUAUUCCUCAUCUCCUACAUAUGACGACGUACAGCAGAGCUUUUUCCUUGCUGAAACUUUGAAGUAUUUGUAUCUGCUUUUCUCCAAUGAUGACCUUCUACCAUUAGACAACUGGGUUUUUAACACAGAAGCUCAUCCUCUGCCUGUUUUACAUUUAGCCAACACCACACUGUCAGGAAAUCCUGCAUAUCGAUAAAAACAGCUCCGUGAAGAGGAAGAGAGACUGUUUUCAGCUCUGUUUUGUUUACAUGGACCACUUGAGACUGUAAGCAGGAGAGGAGACAGACACUUCAUAAAACUAGACCUCUGAGUCAAGCAAGUACUGGCGUGAGAAACGAAGCUCUUCAACAUAUAGAUAAGUUAAAAGUUCUGUUUUAUACAUGACCAAAACACGUUAGUGUGGUAUUUGCAGGACAGAGACUUCGCACACUUUGAACCCUAGCAAGACAUGGAAUCUACUGUUUAAUGCAGCAGCAUAAGGAAGAAGAGGCUUUCCCGUCCAGGGAGAGGAACUUGCCAUUGCUGCUGUUGGCUGUUGCAAGGAACAACACACCAGUCACCUCUUCAGAGCGCGUGGGUUCCAAAUACCUAGAUUUUAUUUUUAUUUUUUUGUGUUUGAUGAUGGCAUGAACAAAGCAACAACAAAAAGCAACAUCACUGCACCAGCAGCAUCAGGAUUUGAAUUUUUUUCUGUACCUG